AUGCAUUCCGUCUACAUCCGUACAUCCAUCAGGAAGCAAUCAGAUCUUCCUACGUCAUCUGGUGGCUUUGCCGAUGUCUGGAAGUGCUCAAUGAUCAUCAAUCCAGCAACUCUAGCAACUUCUAUUGAGGUUGCUGUCAAAGCUAUCAGGGUUACGGACAUACGCAACGAAGAAGCCGUCCAAAAAGCGAAGAAGAGGCUUCGCUGCGAAGUAGCCGUGUGGAUCAAACUGAGGCAUGCGCAUGUUCUCACUCUUCACGGCACGGUCUCCGGUUUUGGAUCAUUGCCUGGUCUUGUCUCUACAUGA
Suillus subalutaceus is the source of this 306-nucleotide messenger RNA. RefSeq lists its product as uncharacterized. The transcript is spliced from 3 exons. The record is from RefSeq and is a predicted model, not a curated record. Bases 1 to 306 code for a protein of 101 amino acids. Lineage: Eukaryota; Fungi; Basidiomycota; Agaricomycetes; Boletales; Suillaceae.